AUGGAUAUAUCCGAUCUAGACUUUGACUUAGAUAUUUACCAAAAAGACUUACAACAUAUUGAAGCACUAGAAUCUAGUAUUUUUAGUGAGAUACGCAAUUUUUCCGAGGAAGAAAUUAGUAACGAUGCUAUCCUACCAACAAAAAAACGUUACCGUCGUGUGAUUGGAAGUAGCUCCGAAAGUGAAUCGGGGUCGGUUGAAAAUUAUAUCUCUAAUCAAAUUGCUCGUAUAGAAAAAACAUCUAAUUCAGUACAAAAAUGGACACGACCACGAGGACAUCAACCAUCCGUCAUAGCAUUCACGAAACCAACUGGUAUGAAGCAACCAUAUGCGAGAGAAUUGAAAAAUAGUGCAGCGGGAGAAUAUUUCAGUGUUUUGGUCCCAGACAGUCUUUUUGAGACGAUUGCAAACGAAACAAAUUUGUUUGCACAGCAAUCGCUAUCAAAAACCUUAAAACCUAAGUCUCGAGCAAAUGAGUGGAAACCGACAUCAAAAGAUGAGAUUAAACAAUUAUUUGGGUUAAUCCUGUACAUGGGACUGGUGAAACUUCCUCAAAUAAAUUUAUACUGGAGUAAAGACAGGGUGUUCGGGCAACAUUUUCCAGCCACUGUUAUGAGCAGGAACCGAUUUGAAUUGCUUUUGAGAAUGAUUCACUUCACUGAUAAUGAGACAGCGGGCAAAUCCGACAGAAUUUUUAAAAUUCGACCCCGACCAAAGCUUUGA
Messenger RNA from Parnassius apollo (apollo), 723 nucleotides. The record is from the annotation of a GenBank genome assembly. Lineage: Eukaryota; Metazoa; Arthropoda; Insecta; Lepidoptera; Papilionidae.